Megalops cyprinoides (Indo-Pacific tarpon) is the source of this 6187-nucleotide messenger RNA. It is a transcript of the gene map3k21, whose product is annotated as mitogen-activated protein kinase kinase kinase 21. The record is from RefSeq and is a predicted model, not a curated record. Lineage: Eukaryota; Metazoa; Chordata; Actinopteri; Elopiformes; Megalopidae. The transcript has 11 exons. Gene Ontology annotation, molecular function: protein binding; ATP binding; JUN kinase kinase kinase activity. The coding region runs from base 926 to 4093 and encodes 1055 amino acids. Gene Ontology annotation, biological process: protein phosphorylation.
CAGGAGCGAUGGCGGCGCCGUAUGGAUUGUUUUGAGUAGAGUUGUACUGAGCUUUUUUAGAGCUUCUUCUGGAUCCCAAAUGUAUGGAGCGUAAGGACCGUCUCGGGUCGCAAGUGAUAUAUGCUGGACUAAAGCACUUCGGGAAAAGAUUUACGAAAGAGUUUUGGCUCAACCUAAAUGCCACAAGUUCCGAAGUGUCAGUGCGGCCAAUGGAUUGCGAGGACGGAGGGGGUGAGGGGUGAGAAAGCGAUAAAAGUGUGUAAAUUAAGAUCUGUUUCAGAAACAUCCCGAAGAGUGAAGUCAGUGAAGUGUAAAACCGCUUUCGGAUGUAUGCGUUGUUGUUUUUUGUGUACGUAGACCUAAGAUCAUUUUUGUGCAGGUGUCUAGUUACACGUUUGUAUCAGAAACUACACUGCUAAUUCACUAGCGAGCUCAGUCGGUGGUAUAAAAUAUGUUUGCAUUAUUUGCUUCUUUUUAUCCGAGCGGAGAGACGAGACGUUUUCCAGCCUAUGCAUUCGUUAUUUGCGAUCAAGCUGGUGAAAGUUAGAAAACUAACUUUUAAAGUUCGUAAAUGAAAUAAUUGAAGAAACACUGUGUAAUGUCAGAUUGGUUACGCGGUUGUGAAGUAACGCGUAGCCUCGAGAGCAGGACUUUGGAAUGCUACGGAACUAAAGUGGAGCAGCGACCUGUUGCCAGUAGAGUUGGCAAAAAUCGAAGCUGUAACUAAAUUCAUAGCGUUAGCCUCACGAUCCAUUAAAUUGUUUUGUUUGUAGAGAUACUUAAGUACGCUGAUAAGCUUUUUAUUUAGUCAGCUUUCGGGUUUCAUUAACAUAAUUACAAGCGUGAUCCCAGCUUCGUGGUAUUUUUGCGGUAGUUCUUGCACCCACUACCAAGCACCUUAUGGUGCGGCUGCAGGGACCGAGACAUGGAUGUUUCCCAGGCCGGUUUCCCAAACGGUGAAAGGCGGCCGAGCAGGAACGGUGACCAUGCCUGGACCGGGUCGCCCUUGGCCGGUUCCGGGGCUCACUCGGCUCCGCUGUGCUCCCGUUCGUUGUGGACUGCAGUGUUUGAUUACGAAGCGAGCGGGGAGGACGAGCUUAGCCUACGCCGCGGGGACGUGGUCGAGGUCCUGUCUAAAGAUGCUGCCAUCUCCGGGGACGAAGGGUGGUGGACGGGAAAAAUUAACCACCGAGUCGGAAUUUUCCCUUCCAAUUACGUUACCUACCAGCCGGCCAUUUAUCACAGACUGCCCGCCGGCGGCGCGGUAGGGGUGCGGGAGACUGGCCCGAGGUCUCCCGUGCAAAUCGCCUUCAGCGAACUGGUUUUGGAAGAAAUCAUCGGCGUCGGUGGUUUUGGUAAAGUUUACAGGGGGACAUGGAAGGACCAGGAAGUAGCAGUUAAGGCAGCUAGACAGGAUCCUGACGAAGACAUCACAGCGACUGCGGAGAGCGUUAAGCAAGAGGCCAAACUCUUCUCCAUGCUGCAACAUCCAAAUAUCAUAAAACUGCAAGGGGUCUGUCUGGAGGAACCGAACCUCUGCUUGGUUAUGGAGUACGCCAGAGGGGGCACCUUGAAUCGGGCUCUGACGGGUAGAAGGAUACCCCCUCACAUUCUUGUGAACUGGGCUGUACAGAUCGCCAGAGGCAUGCACUACCUUCACGAAGAAGCCGUCGUGCCAAUUAUUCAUCGAGACUUGAAAUCCAGCAACAUAUUAUUACUUGAAAAGAUUGAGAACGAUGACAUUGGGAAGAAGACGUUAAAGAUCACAGACUUCGGCCUGGCAAGAGAGUGGCACAAGACAACCAAAAUGAGCGCCGCCGGCACCUACUCCUGGAUGGCCCCCGAGGUCAUCAAGUCCUCUCUGUUCUCCAAAGGCAGUGAUGUGUGGAGCUACGGCGUGCUGCUUUGGGAGCUGCUGACGGGGGAGGUGCCGUACCGGGGAAUCGACGGCCUGGCGGUGGCAUACGGCGUGGCGGUCAACAAGUUAACCCUUCCCAUUCCAUCUACCUGCCCCGAACCCUUCGCCAAGCUGAUGGAAGAAUGCUGGGAGCAGGACCCCCACAUCCGGCCCUCCUUCACUGCCAUCCUGGAGCAGCUGACAGCCAUCGAGGAGGCGGUGAUGGCCACCAUGCCCCAGGACUCCUUCCACUCUAUGCAGGACGACUGGAAGCUGGAGAUCCAGGAGAUGUUCGACGAGCUGCGGACCAAGGAGAAGGAGCUGCGCUCGCGGGAGGAGGAGCUGACGCGCGCGGCGUUGCAGCAGAAGUCGCAGGAGGAGCUGCUGAAGAGGCGGGAGCAGCAGCUGGCCGAGCGCGAGAUCAACGUGCUGGAGCGCGAGCUCAACAUCCUCAUCUUCCAGCUCAACAAGGACAAGCCCAACGUCAAGAAGAGGAAGGGCAAGUUCAAGCGCAGCCGUCUCAAGCUGAAGGACGGCAACCGAAUCAGCCUGCCCUCAGAUUUCCAGCACAAGAUCACGGUGCAGGCGUCUCCCACCAUGGACAAGAGGAGGAGCCUGAACAGCAACAACUCCAGCCCCCCCGGCAGCCCCACCCUCAUCCCCCGUCUCCGAGCGAUACAGCUGAGCUCCCCCAGUGGCCGGAGGGGGAGUAUGUAUGUGUACCACCAGGACGUGGAUAUCACCAGCGAGUAUGAGCCCCCUGCUGGCUUUAGGAAGAAAGUGACCCUGGACGAGAGCAACAGGACAUGGGGCCGCAGCACCGUUUACAAGCCGGAGGAGUUCGAGGACGUCAGGAAGGGCUUCAAGAAGAAGGGGCGCACGUGGGGCCCCAAUUCGGUGCAGACGAAGGAGCGGGCCGACUGUGCAGAAAGGGUGAGACCCCUCUCUGAUGGCAGCAGCCCCUGGUCCACCAGCCUGGUGAAGACUCAGAAGUCGGUGCCACUGGCCGCCCUAUUCGCCGAGCAGGGAACAAAUCCAGACGAAACGUUCGCUGCCGAAGGCCCGGAGAGCAACAAACCAAAGCAACUGAAGUUCCCCAAUCAGGUGUACAUCGAUCUACCUCUGUGGAAGGACGAGCCGGGCGAGGGCGGGCCCGUGGCCGAGAGCCAGGAUGACCCCGCCACCUCCGCCAGCUCCACCAGCACCACGCCGCAGGUCACUCCCACCAACAGCCUGAAGAGGGCGGCAACGCGCCGGCGCACCGACUCGGUGCUGUACAGCUGCGGGGCGCUGCUGGCGUCGGUGGCGUUGGGCGUGGACCUGCGGGAGGCGCUGCGGGCGCCGGUGGCGGGGGCGGGGCCGGGGGGCGGUGAGGAGGUGGAGCCCCGGGAGGAGAGGAGGAAGCGGGAGGGGCUGUUCCAGCGCGCCACGCGGUUCCGACGCAGCACCAGCCCCCCCGGCGGCCGCUCCCGCAAAGACGACAUCCCCAACCCCAUCAACCUGCUGUCCAUGUGCUCCAUCUCCGAGUGCAACUCCUCCCGCUGCCUCCUGCAGUCCGACUCCGAGGGCCCCGAGCACAGCCCCAUCAAGGAGGCCCCGCCCACCAGCCUCGUUGACUACAGGCCGCACCCGAGCUGCCACGCCCCCUCUGCGCAGAGCAGCAGGCCUCCCACCAAGCCCGAGCCCCUCCCCCCGACCCCUGCCGCGGACCACAGCAGCACGGUGUGGCUCCGCAGGAAGAAGUCCUCUCCCGCCACAUAUCACAUGAGUAACGGUACUGCCAGCUCCCACAUACCCCCUCCAGUCCUCCCCUCAGCCACAGGCUCUGAGGUCACCCCGCCUCCACCGGCCUCCGUUCCGAGGCGGAGGCCAGACAGAGACCGCACCCCAGAAUCGCCCUCUCCCUCGCCCGGAGAGAGCACGUCCAGGCCCCGGCCCCUGUCCCUGCGCGCCAAGCCCCACUCCUGGGGCCUCCUGCGGGGCCGCAACAAGAGCUACUCCCUGGGGCACUACUCCGGGCAGAAGAGUGCCCGUGACCUGAGCAUCCUGCUGUCGGCCGAGGCCCAGGGCGGCUGCUCGCUGCUGGACGUGGACACCGAGGGUCAGAAGGGGGACUGCACCGUGCCGCUCUGCCGGAUCCAGAGCACGCCUGCACGGCCCUCCCUGUAUGAGCUGGAGAAGGAGUUCCUCUCCUGAGCGAGUUGCCUGCCCGCGGGGGGGCCCUCGCCCAGGACGCCGCCCACAGGGGCUCCAGCGGAAUCAACACCCCGACUCUGCUGUUUCAGCUGGAACUGGACCAACGCUGCCGAACUGCCUCCCCAGAGAGGGCGCCUGUCCUUUUUUUUUAUUUAUGCCUGUAUAUUUUGGUAGUUUAUUUAAUGUGAAAAGGAGUUUGUGUCCACUAGCGGCUUGGCAGUUAACGGGUGGGAAGGUGUUUCACGACGGACACAGCAGCCUGUGUUUUCGUUCAGCUCUACGGUAACACAAGCACCAGGCUGCAGUUUUUCCCUUUUUUUUGCCUUCACAAUGGAUUUUGGUUUCCAGUUUUGUAAUUGUGCACAAACAGUUCCUUAGGGUAUUAAAUGAAGACCUAAUGUUCUCCGUUUUUGUAUUUUUUUUUCCCUUCACUUUAAUAUGAUUUUGUGUUAUUCUCAUGAUCAAAAGGUAUUGGUGCGGUGUUGAUUUGUUUAUGUAAAAUUUGCAGCUACCACAGUGUUCCAAUUUUUUUUUUUGCCAGAGCAAGCUACAGCCAAGAUAAUAUCAAAUGCCUGUCUGACUUCCUCCAGGAAGUUAUGCAGUGGUUCGAGUAAAGUAGAGUAACAUGUUUGUUUUUGGUAGAAGUGAAAACGGCCCUACCAGCUGCUAUUGAUGACGGAGAGGCGCUGAAUGUGUAAACUCUACUGAGCGCGCAGUAGACCACAAGGCGUUGAGGAGGAGGGAGACUGGGGAGUGGGUGUCUGGAAGUGACCCGUUCAGUUUCAGAAGCCCGUCUCUGGUUGGUCAGUGCUGUUAGCUUAGCGCUGUCAUCUUCAAUUGGUCAUUGCUCUAACUUGAAUGAUCAUUUUCCGUGAUGGUCGUUGCUAAGCAUGCAAUCGGUCGGAUGAUCGCAUCAGAUACAGAAGUCCACAACAGGUGUUUUCCGGUCCCCAGCACCUUGUCCGCUUGUACCUUUUUUAAAUUGUAAAAUUGAGUAAUUUAACUAGAAUUUAUAUGUAACAGCAAUUUGCUAUAACCUUUUAUAGGAGAUUUCAAUAUUUUAUAGAGAUGAUUUCAAAGUGUUGAUGCUUUUGAUGACCCUGAAAGGAAAGAGAAGUUCAGUCUCCAUGUUUGCAGUGGUUGCACAUGUUGUGUGACCCUGCAGAUGCAGAGGUUUGGACUGAACGCGUGACUCUCUAACGCCAAAGUGCAGGCAAAGCUGUUCUGUCCUCUGGGUGAUCUCAUGUGCACUGUUAGAGGGAGAGAAGAUUCUCCUGUAUGUGUCCGGGAAAUACAGUGGUCCCCCCUUACCCACGUUUUCGGUUACCUGCAGUCAACCGUGGUCUGAAAAUAUUAAAUGGAAAAUUCCAGAAUUAAACAAUUCAAAAGUUCUAAAUUGCACGCUGUUCUGAGUAGCGUGAUGAAAUCUCUUGCCGUCCCACCCGGGACAGGAAUCGUCCCUUUGUCCAGCGUAUCCACGCUGUAUACACUACCCACCCGUUAGUCACUUGGUAGCCGUCUCGGUAUGUAUAGGGUUUGGUACUAUCCGCGGUUUCAGGCAUCCGCUGGGGGUCUUGGAACAUAUCCCCCGCGGAUAAGGGGGGACUACUGUAUGUGGCCAUGGCAGAUACAGGGGCUCCUCUCCUCUCACUCUGAUUGCCAGUGUAGCCUUACGAGCAAACUGCUUUGCUCCACCUGUGCGUUUUGAUUGACACAUUUGGCGACAAAUCAUAUUGUGCCCUUGAGUUCAGCGGUGAAGCUCAAGUGUCUUCCCGCCUCCUCCCCAAAGUCCAUGUGUUACUGACAGGAUUUUCAGAUGUGACGCAGCAGUGACAUGCAAAUUUUUUUGGAACAUCUGUGUCUUGUCAUUAAUCUGUAAUUCAACCAAACGUUUACCACAUGCCGAGGCAGGCAUAUAAAACAAGGCUUGACACAUGUUAAAUUAAUCACAGUGCCAUAGAAGUUCUCCUCUAGACUAUGCAAAUUGCUGUUGCUCUUUCUUAUUCGUCACGACACCACAAUUUAUCUCCACACACAAGUCUUUGCACCAGUCUUGCUGCUGAAUUCUUGAAAUUUCCAUGACCUUUGAAUUUG